AUGUGGAUUGACGCAUUAUACAUCAAUCAAAGCGACAUCGAAGAACGCAACCACGAAGUUAAACGCAUGGGUGAUAUUUUUAGGUUCGCCACAAGAGUCGUUGCCUGGAUAGGACCAACCUACGAAGGAAGCACUCUGGCACUAGCGAUGAUGAGAGAAAUUGCUCGGCAUGUAGUCUGGAAGUCAAACAGGGCAUGCAAGCCCAGAUCAGGCUGCUCCGACCCUUCAUGGCAUAAUUUCACAAUCCCACUACGUCUCAACAAGUUCGUCGAAAUCGCCAUCGCAAAUGUGUUCUCCCGGUCUUGGUUCAGAAGGUUAUGGGUUCUUCAAGAAAUCCAACUCUCGAGUCCUUCGUCUGUUAUUCAAUGCGGCCGGGAGAUAAUUCGCUGGACAGAUCUACAGGGCGCGGCCAUGGUGGUGCUCUCAAAGCAUGACGACGGAACGGCGGGAAAGUUGCGGCAACAUCUAUGGGAAAUGUCGAGGAUUUGCUUCUAUUCCAAGGGGAUCAAACUUGAUGACCUUUUCUGGAAAUACCAUGAUCUUGGUUGUCAGCUUCCACAUGAUAGAAUCUACGGUUUGAUGAAUCUCGCGCCAUCAGGAUGGUCGAGCCGCAUUGAACCGGACUACUCGCUUCCUGUUCUGGAUGUCUACAGAGAUGCUUUCAUGGCGUAUUCGUAUCAUUAUGGUCGUCUUGAUCUUCUCCCGAGGACAGGAGUCAAUGGGACAGGAACUCUUUCGUCGGACGAACAAUGGCCGUCUUGGGUUCCGGAUUGGACCGCACGAGUACUCGACACCGUCCCUCCAGCAAAUGGUUUCAACGCGGCGAGUUUUUCCCCAGCACAUGCUGUCCUACGUGAGCCAAAUGAACUCGAAGUAGCAGGCAUUCGUUUAGGUUCAGUUACCCAUACAUAUCGGCUCGAAAUUGAUAGUUUCGCAGACUUGGCAGAGUACUUCAAUGAAUUGGGUCUCGAGAAGAUUAUGGCAAAAGAGUACUUACCGGGUGAGACUGUUCUGGACGCUCAUCUGCAUGUUAUCACCCAUUCGAAGUUUGAGGACCGAAAUCCUUCUAGUGGAUGUCCCACGCUUGAGCAGUUGCGUGAACACAUCCUAAAUCUUGCCCAAUGCAGAGAAAGCCGGUAUGUCUUGACGCAGUAUGAGAGCAAUGUCAUGGUUGGAUUGCAAGACUCGUAUCUUUUCAUCACCGAUGAAGGAUAUCUUGGACACUGUCGCACACGAGGAACGGUAGAACUUGGCGAUCAAUUAUUCAUUCCGCUCGGUUGUCAAACCCCAAUACUCAUUCGAUCCACAACAAACAACAAGCAUAGAAGUCUUGGCGAUUGUUUCGUCCACGGUGUUAUGAGCGGGGAGACUCUUUUGGGUCCUUUACCAGCUAACUACACUGUCCAACGAAGAUCCGGUCCCGACGGAGUUCACCGGACAAAGUUUCUGAACAAUAACACUGGUGGACAUACCAUUGGCGAUCCUCGAUUAAUUUCCAUUCCCUUUCCAGAUGGUUGGCUGUUUCUGAAGUUCGGGAUGGAGGUCGACGAUCCUGACUAUUGCCCUCUCUUUAUGAAUAGUGAAACAAAGGAGAUUGUUAGCUAUGAUCCGAGGAUGACUAUGUGUGCUUUGAUGGAAAGGGGUGUCAAUAUACAGACACCCUGA
This is a messenger RNA of Fusarium venenatum, 1665 nucleotides long. Its product is annotated as heterokaryon incompatibility protein-domain-containing protein. NCBI's taxonomy places the organism in Eukaryota, Fungi, Ascomycota, Sordariomycetes, Hypocreales, Nectriaceae. The record is from RefSeq and is a predicted model, not a curated record.